AUGAAAAAUAGUUUUGCCUUCGAAAUGGCGCCUCAGUGCCUAGAUCGCCUGGGUGGUAAGCUGGAUUGUACGUUUAGACCAAAGCAGCUUAAAUAUAAUAAAAGCCCCAUGAUUUCGGUCUCGAUUUCAAACAUAUCAAUUCGUUCUGCAAAGGGGAAAAAAAGUCAACGUCAUGCUUUUUCUUCAUUUUGUUGUUUCUGGAGUGUUAAAGAACGUGGCGGCGAGAACAUCAUCAGACGAAGCACCUUACGCGAGAGAAAAACGACCAUAAACUUAACACGAUGCGGAAAGCUCGCUGUCAACAAGCAUUUUCGUAAAAGCGGAUGUAUGUUGAGUGAUGGUUAA
Molecule: messenger RNA, 345 nt
Organism: Clunio marinus
Lineage: Eukaryota; Metazoa; Arthropoda; Insecta; Diptera; Chironomidae
Source: the annotation of a GenBank genome assembly